AGGGAGCGAGUGCAGCUCACCGUCCUCUCUGAGAACGCAACUCACAUUGCACCUCCUCUUUCCCGGGUAGGAAUGAGACCUAUGUGUGCGGAGCUGGGAUGACCUCAAUAUUUUGAACCUUGUUGCUUGUUUUGGUGGUGGCUAAGGUCCUCUCGCUCUCACUCACACACACACACACACAAUAACAAACAAAACACCACACAUCAUUUUCGCCAUUUGUAAACCAUCGAACAGCGCAGGCAGGUUUUUCUCUGCAAAAGGCUGUAUUGCAGACUACACUCGAGAAGAGUUACGGAGUGGAGUACGUUUUGGACCCCCUACGAUUUUGGUGUAUAGAAAAUACAUUCUAAAAAGAGGAGCAGUGCAAUCAGUCGUGGAUCUCAGAUAUGGCGGGUGUGAAGACAUUCAACCUUGUUGUUGGAGUUGUUUUAGUUUUGCAGUCUCUUGGAAAUGCGUUUCAAGUGCCUGGAGGGGACCUGACAAACGGGGUCUCUUACUCCUACCUGCAGGGGCAGCCAGUGGCUGAGGAGGAUGUGGCAGUGGAUGUGAAGUUGUACAGUCACCGGUGGAGGAGGUGGCUGUCCCCAGAACAACCACAUAACAUGGACAGUAACAGGGCCAGCCAGGACCAGGAUCAGCAGGACCAAGACCAGGGUCAAGACCAGCCUGAGGGGGCCUUUCCAGGCCUGCUCUCAGCACAGGACAGCCAGGACACUGACAACAGCUCCCAGAUAGAGGAGGACACAGAUCACAACUACUACACAUCAAAGACCUACAGCCCCACGGACCCCAUGAGCAAGGACUUGUGGGUGAACGUUGACCAGAUGGACAAGGAGAAGGUGAAGAUCCAUGGCAUCCUGUCCAACACUCACAGGCAAGCUGCGAGAGUCAAUCUAUCCUUCGAUUUCCCCUUUUAUGGACAUUUUCUGCGUGAUCUCACCGUGGCAACUGGUGGGUUCAUCUACACAGGUGAUGUGGUCCACAGGAUGCUGACGGCCACCCAGUACAUUGCCCCCCUCAUGGCCAACUUUGACCCCAGCGUCUCCAGGAACUCAACCGUCAUCUACUUUGACAAUGGCACUGCUCUGGUGGUCCAGUGGGACCAUGUCCACCUGCAGGACAGCUACAACCUGGGCAGCUUCACCUUCCAGGCCACACUGCACAGCGACGGCAGGAUCGUCUUCGCCUACAAAGAGAUCCCCAUCGAGGUGGCCCAGAUCAGCUCCGUCAAUCACCCGGUGAAGGUGGGCCUCUCCGAUGCCUUUGUGGUGGUCCACAGGAUCCAGCAGAUUCCCAAUGUUCGUAGGAGAACGAUCUAUGAGUACCAUCGUGUGGAGCUUACGAAGACCAAAAUCACCAACUCCACGGCAGUGGAGAUGAUGCCUCUACCGACAUGUCUCCAGUUCACCAGCUGUAGCAGCUGCAUCUCCUCCCAGAUCAACUUCAACUGCAGCUGGUGCCACCGCCUUCGCAGGUGUUCCAGUGGGUUCGACCGCCAUCGGCAGGACUGGGUGGAUAACAGCUGUCCUGAUGAGACCAAGGACAAAAGCUGUGAUAUCAUCAACACCACACAACUCUAUCCAUUCACCACCACGUUAGUUGCCAAGACAACACGCCGGAGCAGAGGAGAGACCACUACAGCUGGAGCCUCUUCGUCUACAUCCCACUCCCCAACCAGCGUCCCCACUGAAGAUGACACCAAGAUUGCUCUGCAUCUCAAAGACAAUGGAGCGAUGCCAAAGGAGAGUGCUGCAGAGAGGAAGGACACACACCCCCUGCACACUGGGCUGAUCUUGGGCAUCCUCAUUGUCAUGCUCAUCAUGGCUGCCACAGUCCUGGUCACCGUCUACAUCUACCAUCAUCCCACCUCAGCCGCAAGCCUGUUCUUCAUUGAGAGACGUCCCAGCAGGUGGCCGGCCAUGAAGUUCCGCCGAGGGUCCGGUCACCCAGCCUAUGCGGAGGUGGAGCCCGUGGGCCAGGAGAAAGAGGGCUUCAUCGAGUCUGAGCAGUGCUAAAGGGCAUCCACCAUCCCACACCCCACACCCCGCCGUGCUGCUCCCCCUCCCCCCAUAUUGCCCCCUUUGCGUCCGCUCCACAGGGACUGACACACCAGUAUUGCCCCAGAAACAGGCCUUCCGGACCUUCCGUACCCAUGGCGACUGAUUGACGCUGGUCUCUUGUUUUGUUGAUUAAAACACUCACUGUCAAGAUUGUAAAAUUAAACGAGAAAAUUGUGGAGGUGUUAAUUUGAAACCCCACACUCUUUCUGGUGGUCUGAGAGUGGGACUUGUGUUUGGUGGACUACCAUGGUGAACCUUCAACCCUGGCUUGUCCAACAGAGAGCUGAUCUGAGAGCUGCUUAGAGAGGGUCACUGCCAGAGGGACUGUGCUGUAGGAAAACCUUGAAAACUCCUCAAAGUCUCACACUCAUGCUGGUUGAAGUGACUGACUGACUUAUUGGGGACAGAGGGAAAGUAAUGGUGUCUAUAGCCCUGUUUAUACUUGGUGCUAACAUGCGUCCUUUGUCCUGAUCUUGUCCACAUUCUGAUUGUGCCAACAUUUUAAGACAGGUGUAGACGAUUAAAAGAC
This is a messenger RNA of Coregonus clupeaformis (lake whitefish), 2589 nucleotides long. RefSeq names its product plexin domain containing 2b (gene plxdc2b). The transcript has 14 exons. The record is from RefSeq and is a predicted model, not a curated record. Bases 387 to 2015 code for a protein of 542 amino acids. Lineage: Eukaryota; Metazoa; Chordata; Actinopteri; Salmoniformes; Salmonidae.